Molecule: messenger RNA, 1694 nt
Organism: Prorocentrum cordatum
Lineage: Eukaryota; Dinophyceae; Prorocentrales; Prorocentraceae
Source: the annotation of a GenBank genome assembly
GAGGCUGCCGCGGCGCGCGGGCCGGCCCGGCGUGAGCUGCCCACCCGGGAGCACGUCAGGCGGGCGAAGGACGGCGACCACGCGCGGCUCCGCGAGCACGCGGGGCGCACCAUGCUCGAGCCGGCGGGCGAGCCGGCGGCGGGCCGGGAGGAGGAGCCCCCGUCGCCGGAGUGGGCGCGCUUCGCCUUCCAGGCGCGGCACCCGAGGUGGGAGGGGAGGGUCACGCUGACGCGCGACGGCAAGUUCCACCGGGAGAGCGGGCUCCUGCUCCCCGGCGACGCGGGCCGCUGGGCGGCCGAGGGCGGCGUCCUGCACCUCUGCUGGGAGGACUGGGAGCCGGAGGUGCUGCGCAGCGGGGACGGGGGCCUCAGCUUCGCGGACGCAAAGGGCUUCACUCUCACUGCCGAGCGGGUGCCGCAGUGGUUCUCCUCCCUGCUGCGCACGCACGCGCCGCCGGCUGGAGCCCAUGCCCAGCCGCCCUGGCCUCCGCCCGGUGCGCCGGCGGCGCCGACGGACGCCUCGCGCGCGGCGUCGACCAGUCGGACGCAGAGGCCACCGCAAGACGACGACGACGACGACGCGGAGCCCAUCCCUUCCGAAGGGCUGCGCCAGCCGGCGACGCCGCGCUCGCGGCCCGUGGGCCCGCCGUGGCACCCGGCGUGCCCCCUGCCGGCGCCCCCGAAGACGCUGCUCCUGCUGCAGCCGCCCAGGCCCGCCAGGGCGCGCCGGGCCUCUGCGGCGUGGGCCCGGGAGGCCAGCGCCCCGCCCUCGGCGGAGCGCGUGUGCACCGCGGGGGCCACCGCGAGCAGCGGGGCUUCCGCGCCGGCGCCGUGGGAGCUGACGUGCGUCUUCGCCCGCGGCCGCGACGUGGGAACGCUGCCAAGGGCGGCCAAGACGGUGGAGGUGCUCGGGGACAGGCUCCAGGUCUUCGGCCGCGAGCACCAGCAUUUUUUUUUCGAGCGCCUGCUCGGAGACGAGACCGGUCCCUUGCGCUUCGUCUCCAGGUCGCACUUCGCGCUCGAGCCGGUCGAAGGCCCCCACGCCGGGACGGUCCAGCUGACCAACCUCAGCAGCAACCCGCUCCACGUGGCCGGGCGCCGGGUGGCCCAGAACGCUCAGGCGACCCUCCGCCCGCCGGUCGGCAUCGACUUCCUGGAGGGCGCCGGCGCGACCUCCCCAGACCUCCGAACUCUUCCUGAGGCUGCUGCUGGAGGAGCCCGAGCUGGACCACGACGCCCGCCCCUGAGGCGGCACCCGGCGCGGUCGCGCGCCCUCACCCCCAGGGGCGCGGCCUCGUCGGGCCCCGUGCCCGUUUGUUUUUCUUUCUGCUUCUCCAGGGGGGGGGGCUCAGGCCCGAUUCGACUCGACCUCGCUCUUCGGGCGACCCGCUGUGAUGUGGCCCGGGGCUCGCACGGCGACGCGGGGCGUCCUGCACGGCGCUGUUGGGCAUCCUGGCGCCGCCGCUGCGAUCCGAUUCCGGCUCCGUGCCGGUGCGGUCCGGUCCGCUGCGCGCUCCGGCCCGACCCGGUGUUCCGAUGUGCGGCGCUGAAUCCUGCUCCUCCUCUCCCCUCUACAUUUCCCGAGCCCGGAAUCGCUUCAGGCUGAGUCGGCCACUGGCCGCGCAGAAGGCAAACGCACACCGCUUAGGCUGGCCGACCCGAGCUCGCGCCGUCGCCAGACGCCAGCUGCCCAAC